Molecule: messenger RNA, 4354 nt
Organism: Frankliniella occidentalis (western flower thrips)
Lineage: Eukaryota; Metazoa; Arthropoda; Insecta; Thysanoptera; Thripidae
Exons: 6
Coding region: 98-4090 (1330 amino acids)
Molecular function (GO): protein binding
Source: RefSeq, a predicted model, not a curated record
CGGAGAUAAGAUACGUGCGUCCUCCGCGGAUGGGGGCCCAUUAGUUGAGUCGCGGAACGACGGUGUGUCUAUACAGAGAGAUGAGGGAAAUUAAUUUAUGGGUUUGAGUGAAAUACGCCACUUGAAUCACAAAGGCGCCGAUAAUCUCUUCGAACUGAUAGUGUCGCGGCCAAGGGUACGACAAUCGAGAAACCGUCGUCAUCCGUCCACGAUCACCGAGUAUAUUUCCUCGUCUACUGCUUCUAGCAAGAUGGCGGCACAAGAUCCUGCUGCAUGGUUGAGGUCGCAUCGCGAGCCCAGCGCGAGGAACCUGCUGAAAGUCACUCUCAGGCUGCGGUCCGGGCGUGGGCAGCCGAAUUCCAAGGACCUGAGCGGCGCGCUGCUGGAGACGAUGCGGCUCAAUAACGUGAAUCAGUUCCGCGAGAUACUGUCCUCGGUAGCGGACGACCGACUGAAGGAGGACAGUCUGACCGCGGCGUGGCGCAAGGCCCGGGCCGGAGGACUGCCUCUGAACGAAGAAAUGGAGCAAAAUGCAGUCCACGCUAUGGUUCAAUUACGAUAUAAACUCUCCCAGGGAGCGCUACAAUAUUCCUCGCGGCCCCUUGCGUGGAAGGCGCUGUGGAGCUUAGUGGACCAACUACUGGACGACGCGGGGAAGCUACUCAUACUGCUAGAACGAAACCCCGAGGAGGCGGACGAAACCGUGAUGCUCGCUAUGCGCUCGGCGCUGGCCAUCCGCGCCCUGAAGGGGUACUUUAGGCGCUCGUACGACGAGCAGGUUCCCUGGGAGGAGAUCGAGUACCUCCUCGCGCUGUUCGUAGAAGCACAAACCCGCUAUAGCACCCUCGCCUUUCUUGUGACUGGCACCGACAGGAUUACAACGCACCUGAAGUUUUUCCUGGAGAAAGUAGAUGAGUUGAGAAAAAAGUACCACGACCGUCCAGACUGUGAAGAUGCUAUGAAGGAAAUGAAGCAGCCUAUAGGAGAAAGGUCCCAGGUAAGAGCACAGGUGGACGUUGACCAGAGAAUGGCAGCCAUUACCGAAGACUUUGUGCUGCUGCGGGACUGGCAUUCUCUCGGAGAGCUCGUAGAUGCACUCAAGACCGCCAUCGAUGCCCUGCAACUAUCGGAGACGGACUGGAAAGAGUGGGGCUGGCUGGCAUUGCAGAGGAGCCUCUUCCUGGCGGGGGAGAAGAUGAAGAACACGUCGGGAUCACCGAACCUGUCGAGUCACUACGUACAGUUCGUCGAGCUGGCAGUGGCGGAAGGCAUCCGAAAGGUGCUGUGCAACGGGAUUCGGGACACCCAGGAGCACAGUCCAUCGGGAACUAAUGCAGAUGCGCUGACAAUGUCUGUCCUUGAGUCUAAAGAAGAGAGACAGCGUUUGGUAGAGGACCUGAAGAGAGUACUGAAAACGGUCUCAACCAUGCUUUUGGAGGCUGAAUAUGAAUUGGAGAAGAAGCGAAGGAAUUAUCUUGACGCUUGGCAAACAAUGAGAGUAAAGGCCUCACAACGAAAGGCAAAGGCAGAUGCCGGUGAUUUGGUGUAUUCGGAGGUGGAAAGCAUACUUGAAUGGGAAAAUAAAACAAAAAACGUUAGUGAUAUAACAAAAUUGAUAGACGAAUUAAGAACAAUGGCAUCCAACCGGAGAUAUAUUGAGGUAAUACCCAGUCUCAAAAAGGAUUUAAUAUCCCGAGAAUCGAAGCAUUUUAACGAGAUUCUGUACGCGGCUGUGGCUAAACACUGCCCCCAACAUAUUCAAAGGAUUCUCCAACUUCUGGAGUGGAGAUGUGCGCAAAGUCUACGUAUCUACCAAGACGAUCUGAACAAGGCCUUUAGUACUGGCGUUGGUGACUCCGGUACCGCGUCCAGCAGAGCCGUGGGACGUGCCGUUUCCGCCCUGAAAGCCAUUGAGGACUGUGAACAAUCUGUAAAAUGCUAUGCUGUCGAGGGUGGUCUUCAGGCAUUGGCCUCGCGUUGGCACAAGGAUGACCACACUCCACCACUACUCGAACUGUACUCGCCGUCCUUGUUCGGCCGGAACCUGAGGAACCACUUGAACCACGAUGACCUGGCCGUGCGCCUCUGCUUUCCUACAUCUAUGGAAUUGUCCAGUCUUUGGACACUUGUUAAAGACGGAGGUGUAAGUGUCUCGGGGGGCGCAGAGCCCAGACGGACAUCAAUAGAGCCCACGGAUGAGAACACCGCGCUGUUGCGUCUGGUGCAGCUCAAGGGCGACUUGUUCCGCGGCGCGCGUGAGGGCGACCUCGUCAAGGUGCAGCACGCGGUGGAGCUCGGCGUGGACAUCUCCAGCAGGGACUGCCAAGGCCGCACGCUGCUGCACGCCGCUGCCGAGGCCGGCCAGGCUCACGUCGUGGACUGGCUGCUGCGGCUGGGCCCCGGCGCCGUGGACCCGCUUGCCCGGGACUGGAAGGGACGGAGCGCUCUGCACAAUGCUGCAACAAAGGAAGUGGCCGAAGCGCUCCUCACUGCAGGCCAGGUGGAUCCCGACAUGAUGUGGUUUACGCCUCUACACACCGCGGCGCGCUCGGGGAGAGCUGAAGUGGUCCAGGCGCUCAUUCCUCAUUUCGACCUCAAUGCGCACGACAAUGCCUGGGACUUAACACCCCUGCACCUCGCUGCACUCGCUGGCGACCGUGGCACGGUGCGUCUACUGCUGCUCGCUGGGGCGCGGUACGAGGUUAGUGGGGAAGCCUGCACCCCGCUCAGCUGCGCAGCGCAGUCCGGCAGCGCUCCGACGGCGAGUCUCCUCUUGCAGCCGCCGCCGCCGCUCCUCCCGCGGCCGUCAGACGCCGACUGCUGGACCGCUGCUGGUACGGGUGCGGCAGGGGCGCACCGGAGCCUGGAGGUGUUCUCCACGCUCAUGGCUGAACUCCAACGGCGCGGUGCUCAGCUGGCCGACCCGGCGGUGUAUAAUGCUGUUAAAGAACUGGCUAGAGGAGGCAGCACAGAAGCCGCUGCAGCGCUGCUCGAUCGCUGGCCGGUCGCUGUGCACCUUCAAUUCCUUCCUGUGGGUAAGACAAUUCUCUCUUUCGCCGCGUCAUAUGGUCACGCAGACCUGGUACGCACCCUCCUGCAGCGCGGUGCCGACCUGCUGCAGCGAGACCGGAACUCUAUGACCGCGUUGCAUGCCGCGGCUGAGCAAGGGCUGGUGGAGGUGAUCAACGCGCUCUGGGACCAUACGGACUUCACGCUCACGGAGCAGAGCCCAGCAAGAAGGGAAGCUCUGGAGCGGCUGUGGAAGGGCGACGGGGAGAAGGCGCCACCACUGUGGGUAGCGGCAGACAACGGCCAACUGCCGGCUGUGGAGAGACUACUGGAGCUGGGCGCGAACAUAGAUUCGGGGAAGCUGAAAGACCCAUGGGCGUCGCCUCUCUACAUAGCUGCUUAUCGGGGGUACGACGAGGUCGUGCAAAAGUUGAUGGAUAAGAAAGCUCGUCUGUACCACAGCCGUGAGAGUACCGCCACGCCACUGAUGGCGGCCGCUGCCAAUGGCCGCCUGGGCGCGCUGCAGCUGCUUUUACCGACCGGCCCACUGGGGAAGCAGGAGAGGAGAGAACGCCUUGACCUGCUCGAGGGCUUUUUGGGACCCGACGGGGAAACACCUCUGCACCAGGCCGUACACUCGGGCUCACUCGGUGUGGUGAAGCACCUCUUGGAAUGGGAGGAGCAGCAGCUGAUUCCGUACUACAGAAAGAUGACUAAGAAAGGCAGGUCGGCGGUGUGGAAAGGCCUCACCGUGUAUCGUAAAGACAGUGAAGCGCGCACGCCUUUACAGUGGUGUGUGAUGGGUGAAGCCCCCUGCGAAGUGUUUCGCGAGGUGCUUAAAUACAUGGAGGAUGAGCGAGUUAUGGCGCUGGGCGGGAAGAAGGUGCUGGACUUGCGAAACAUGGUGCAGGAGGCCCUGGGCUUCGUGGAUCGCGUGCACCGCUACCAGACAACAGCGUACGGACGAGCACCGCGCAGUGACAUGAUGAAGGAGGUGCUCCAAGAAUCCCUCCAGAGGCUGAAAGCGAGGCUGCAAGAGUCAGAGUCAGCAGCGGCGGCUGUUGUACCCCAACAAACCUAAAAUUCAAAUGUACCGCGUGCCGUCGUGGCUACGACACAACAGUGUUGUGGGUUUGCCUUAUGGAUGGAGCGAUUAGGCAAACCCGGAUACUGUUGUGUCCUAGCCAUGACAAACGAUACUUUAUUUUUGUUUUAUUAAGUUUGUAAUACUUUACUUCUUUACUUUAAAACUGUUGUAGUGUCCUUAAUUUAUUUAUUUUUACAACCACCAGUUUAAGUACUACAGAAUUUUCCAAUAAAAUUUAUCUUCCCUUCGCGAGGUAAA